GAAUUAGCUGUCGUACCUACCGCCCACGCGUCCAACCGUCGUCUGUACAACGCCAAGACGGGGUACUGUGUACUGCGUAAGCACGCUGAACUCUGUACGGCGGGAACUGGUGUUACUAGAGGUAGGCGGUCUAGCGAACGGCGUGGACUUCAACACCUUACACACUUGACAGGAUCCACUAAAGGCAGCACUCAUUUGUGACAGUAUGUUCAGGUUCGUUCCUGGCCGUCUACUUGUCAUAAUCUGUGUUAUCAUCGUCUGGGCGCAGUGCGUGCUGUACGGUGGACCAGCACUCCUCGUAGCUGCAGAUACACCAGCUAACUGCUCCUUCGAUGCUGUCAGUGGAAAAUGGAUGUUUUACAUUGGCCCGGGAGGCCAAUCAAAUAAGAUCGACUGUUCCAAGCCAUGGCACGCUGUGUCGCAGUGGAGCGCCAUGCUACAUUUCCCAGAUGUGGCAGUCGACAAGAACGGCAUGACGGGAUUUUGGACCCUUAUCUACAACCAAGCGUUUGAGGCUGUCAUCCACGGCAGGAAGUUCUUCGGCUUCUUUGAGUACGAGGUGAUCGACCGGAAACACGUGCUCAGCUUUUGUAACAUCACCACGGGCUGGGUGCACAACAGCGAUGGGCGGAACUGGGCGUGUUUCAAGGGCGAACGGGUGACGGGGCCAGGGGUGGGAGACCCCCCGCAGAGCUACACUGUGGAGGAGAUUGAUGAAGAGCGACUGUACAAACCCAAUGAUGAAUUUGUAGAGAAAAUAAACAAGCACCAGCCCAGCUGGACAGCCAAGCACUACAGUCGCUAUGACAACAUGACAAUGGGUGAUAUGCAACGUCGGGCAGGCGGUAAGAAAUGGAAAAACGCCUACCCACCACCAACCAUCCCAGACAAAAUUACUCAAAUUGAGAGCGCCAGUCUGCCGGACCAAUUUGACUGGCGCGAUGUGGGCGGUGUCACCUUCGUUCCCGACGUACGAGACCAGGGCAUCUGUGGCUCGUGCUAUGCCUUCGCCUCCACCGCACUGCAGGAGUCUAGGUACCGGGUCCUGACUAAUAACUCCAUUCGUCUGGUGCUGUCCCCGCAGGAGAUUGUAAGCUGCUCCGAGUAUGCGCAGAAGUGUGACGGCGGGUUUCCUUACCUGAUUGCGGGGAAGUACGGCCAGGAUUUCGGCCUUGUGGACGAUUCCUGUUUCCCGUACACCGAAUACAACGAGCCAUGUCGUCCCGUGACCUGCCGACGGUUCCGAACCUCUGACUACCACUACAUCGGGGGGUUCUACGGUGCCUGUAAUGAGGACCUCAUGAAGAUUGAACUGCUACGCAAUGGACCGGUGGCUGUCAGCUUCGAAGUCUAUGACGACUUCCUCUUCUACACGGGAGGCAUUUACCAUCACACGCAGCUGACGGACCGGUUCAACCCCUGGAAGACUACCAAUCACGUAGUACUGGUGGUGGGCUAUGGCUAUGCUGGGGACGAUCCCGACACAGGGGAGAAGUUCUGGAUCGUGCAGAACACGUGGGGUGAUGCCUGGGGAGAACAAGGCUACUUCCGGAUCCGGAGGGGUACAAAUGAGGUUAAUAUUGAAAGCAUGGCUGUGGCCACAUUGCCUCGUCCGUAAAGGAAAAUAGACUCCCGUGGAUUGAGAAUGGCUAUGGGAUCUACUUUAAAAUAACCAAUCGAAUGACCAUAAGAGUAAUAUUGUAAGCUGAGUUUUACCGCACUUAUAUUACCAUAAAAAGCAAUUUCGGACAAUCGCACUUCCCUUGAAAUCUCCCACGCAUGCGCAUUCCGCCAAUAAUUAAAAACAGAAAGAAGUAAAGGUCAUUGCCAUAACUGUACACGUAAAUCUGGCUGUUAUUUGCGUCUAUAUUGUUAACAAUAGAUAAAAACUAUUUACAAUCACAAAAUGUUAUCAGUUACAUUCUAUGUACCAUUUUUGCUCGUCUAACUGCCAAAUCCAUGGGCGUUGGUAACCUCGCAUUUCUUUGAGCUCUCAUUGGAAACUGUUGUCACGUGACCUGGGAUCACGUGAGCAAGACGCGUGCGCACUUACUUGUAUAGAUCAUGACGCUGAGGUUCAAACAUUUCUUUGCGUUUCCAUUUCGCCCUUGGUAGUACGUAGUCUGGUUCCAAGACCUAAAGAUUUUGACUGUGGCUGACGAAUCUAAAGUCAGGUAGGCGUCAAUAUCACAUGACCAAACAGUCAGGAUUCCUUACAUUUCCCGAAAAUGCCCAAACUUUCCCGAGCACGUUUUGCACUCGGUAUGUUCGCUAAAACACUGGUGUUUUCUGGCUAAAGGUAAGUUGUAUAUACACACACCAAAAAGGACCUGCCCAAGUAUGUUAAUGCCAGCCUAGAGUAUGCACUCUGACGAGAGCAUAGCUUUGUGAAUGCGACGGUUAACUUUAACGUACGAUCUUCGGGAGAGACGUCAGGGAAUCGUCAGGUCAGGGAACCAGGCUAGGAAAAUAGAAAGGUUCGGCAAACGCGAAAAAUGCACACAUAUCCGUAUAAGUAUCCGUAUGACUUCACACGUAUACGCUGCACGUGUCGGGAAUGCAAACUUUCGGCAGUCGGCAUCGCGCAUCCACGUACACGUAUUAUUUAGGGCCUACUUAUUUUUAUGAAUUCAUUUUUUUAUUUUGUUAAAUUACUUCUCUCAGAAGUAACUAGAAAGAAUUUUCCUCUUCUGAUUAGAAAUUACAAUAAUGUAUCAUACGGGCCUAAUAAUAGAUCUGUUUCUGAAACAAGUGACCUACAUUUAAAAUUAAGAGAAUUUCUGAUGACCCUAUAACAUUUAUACAAACAAACAAGGCUCAGUCACGGUAACGCGCGCAUGAAAUGCUACGCGAAACAAACUCUUUUUUUGGACGUUUGUCACGCUACCAAAGACAGUAUAUGGGAAAAAGAAAGAAAACUCAAGAGAAACUUUCAAUUAAAUUGAACAAAAUUUAAUUCAGAAAAUAAAUCAAACAAAAAAGACAAAACAAUUAGUCGUAUAUAGUCCUACUAUCAACUGAUAAUCACAUCAACACUGUUCUCGACGAAUAUUACUCAUAGGAAACACUUUCAGUAACAUCAAAUGAUAUAUAUUAAUCGGUCAACAUCCAAUUAGUCAAAUAUUGAUUACAUAAUAUUCAAAAUGUUUGACUAUGUCUGAUUCUCGCUCAGAUGCUCUCAGGCAACAAUUUCAUUACAAUACCGCAAAGCCAGGCUAUAUUGCCAUGCACAAAAAAUAAAAUGAUGGGCCCGCCAGUGGUGUUUUUAUUUGCAGCACACAUCGUCAAUGACUU
Messenger RNA from Patiria miniata (bat star), 3294 nucleotides. RefSeq names its product dipeptidyl peptidase 1-like. Lineage: Eukaryota; Metazoa; Echinodermata; Asteroidea; Valvatida; Asterinidae. The record is from RefSeq and is a predicted model, not a curated record. Gene Ontology annotation, molecular function: cysteine-type endopeptidase activity. Gene Ontology annotation, cellular component: lysosome. The transcript is spliced from 8 exons. Bases 206 to 1618 code for a protein of 470 amino acids.